Molecule: messenger RNA, 2313 nt
Organism: Erigeron canadensis
Lineage: Eukaryota; Viridiplantae; Streptophyta; Magnoliopsida; Asterales; Asteraceae
Product: 3-hydroxy-3-methylglutaryl coenzyme A reductase 2-B-like
Exons: 5
Coding region: 111-1859 (582 amino acids)
Biological process (GO): sterol biosynthetic process; isoprenoid biosynthetic process; coenzyme A metabolic process
Cellular component (GO): peroxisomal membrane; endoplasmic reticulum membrane
Molecular function (GO): protein binding; hydroxymethylglutaryl-CoA reductase (NADPH) activity
Source: RefSeq, a predicted model, not a curated record
CUUCAUUCCUCCCUCACACCUACAAUUCACAUUCUCCUCUUCAUUUUUAUUCCAAAUAUAUAUAUAUAAAUACUCUCUCCAUUUUCAGAUCUCACCGUCCAUCAUCCAAAAUGGACGUUCGCCAGCGCUCAGUCAGGCCGCACGAUCACCAAUCAUCUCUAAAACCGACUAAUAAGGCUGGCGAACUUGACCAACAAGCUAAAGCCUCUGAUGCCCUCCCACUUCCACUUUACUUAACAAACGGCCUUUUCUUCACCAUGUUUUUCACUGUCAUGUACUUUCUUCUUCACCGAUGGCGCGAGAAGAUCCGAAACUCGGUUCCUCUCCAUGUUGUCACCUUGUCUGAGCUGGCAGCCUUGGUGUCCCUUGUUGCCUCUGUCAUCUAUUUAGUUGGUUUCUUUGGGAUUGAUUUUGUUCAAUCCGUCAUCCGUCCGUCCCCUGAUUCAUGGGAAAUCGAAGAGGACGACGACGAUAAUUCGGAUCAAAUGAUGAUUCAUGAUGAUGAUAAGCCUAUUAAGCCUUGUGGUCAAGCCUUGAUUCCACACAUUGUACCAAGUACACAAGAGAAUUUUAAAUCAUCAGCUUUACCAACUGUUGAACAUACUUCCGAUGAAGACGAAGAAAUCGUCAAAAUGGUCGUUGCAGGUACAAUUCCUUCAUAUGCACUCGAAUCAAAACUCGGAGACUGUAAACGAGCGGCAGGAAUUCGACGUCUAGCUCUCGAAAGGAUAACCGGGAAAUCCUUAUAUGGACUACCGCUCGACGGGUUCGAUUACGAAUCAAUUCUAGGGCAAUGUUGCGAAAUGCCGGUUGGAUAUGUGCAAAUUCCAGUGGGGAUAGCGGGGCCAUUGUUGUUGAAUGGGGCGGAGUUUAGUGUGCCAAUGGCGACUACUGAGGGCUGUUUAGUCGCUAGCACAAAUAGAGGGUGUAAAGCGAUUUAUGUUUCUGGUGGUGCCACGUGUAUACUUUUGAAAGAUGGGAUGACGAGAGCACCAGUUGUGAGAUUCGGUAGUGCAAAGAGGGCGGCUGAUUUGAAGCAAUUCUUGGAAGAUCCGUUGAAUUUCGACACUUUAGCCACCGUUUUUAACAAAUCAAGCCGAUUUGGAAGGCUACAAACCAUUCGAUGUGCGAUUGCUGGCAAGAAUCUAUACAUAAGAUUUUGUUGUAGUACCGGGGACGCUAUGGGGAUGAAUAUGGUCUCAAAAGGUGUCCAAAAUGUACUUGAUUUCCUUGGCACCGAUUUCCCUGACAUGGACGUUAUGGGCAUUUCUGGAAACUAUUGCUCGGACAAGAAGCCUGCCGCCGUAAACUGGAUAGAGGGGCGUGGGAAGUCCGUGGUGUGUGAGGCGGUAAUCAAGGAAGAGGUUGUCCAAAAAGUGUUGAAAACAACCGUUGCGGCUUUGGUAGAGCUGAACAUGCUCAAAAAUCUCACUGGGUCUGCAAUGGCUGGCGCACUUGGAGGCUUUAACGCGCAUGCUAGUAACAUUGUUUCCGCAGUGUACCUAGCCACGGGCCAAGAUCCCGCCCAAAAUGUAGAGAGUUCCCACUGCAUUACCAUGAUGGAAGCUGUGAACGAUGGCAAAGAUCUUCAUGUAUCGGUCACUAUGCCUUCUAUUGAGGUUGGGACAGUUGGAGGAGGUACACAACUUGCAUCACAGUCAGCAUGUUUGAAUUUAUUAGGUGUCAAAGGUGCAAGCAAAGUUGAACCAGGGUCAAACUCAAGGGUGUUAGCCACAAUAGUGGCUGGCUCGGUCCUUGCUGGUGAGCUAUCUCUCAUGUCCGCAAUAUCCGCGGGUCAACUUGUCAAGAGCCACAUGAAAUACAACAGAUCUACUAAAGAUAUGUCUAAGUUAAGCUAAUCGCUUACUACAAGUAGUCAUCUCCGUACCCCAUUCUCAAAAUGGCUAAUGAAGUUACGGGAAAAAUAUAAAUAUAUAUAUAUAUACAUCUAAUUAGAAAAAUAAAUGUGGCAUCUAUGACACUAUGACAGAAUGGCAAAAUUAAUGGUAGAUCAUGGAUGGAUUAAUUAAGGGGAAGUGAAUGAUUAGAAGACAAAUUAAGGAAGGAAACAAAUGGCAAAAUGAAGUUGUGUUGUAGUUGUUGUGAUUCUUUUGAAAAUACCAUGUGAGUUUGGAUCUAUUUCCAAAGUGUAUAAAGGUUGUGUAUGUGUAGAGAAGUGGUGGUAUUGUUGUUGAGAAUCACAUAGGAAGCACAAAGAUCAAAGGGACUUGCUUCGUGUUAUUUUUCUUGUCUUUGCUGUCUUAUCACGAAUUGCAUGUGCAAAUGCUUAUAUUUUAUUUGCAUCUUUUGUAA